AUGUCGAACCCCGUCGUCUUUUUCGAUAUGACCAUCGGUGGCGCGCCGGCCGGCCGCAUCGAGAUGACGCUCCGCGCCGACGUCGUCCCAAAGACGGCGGAGAACUUCCGCGCGCUCUGCACGGGCGAGAAGGGCCAGGGGAAGAGCGGCAAGCCGCUCCACUUCAAGGGCUCCUCCUUCCACCGCGUCAUCACCAACUUCAUGUGCCAGGGCGGCGACUUCACGGCGGGCAACGGCACCGGCGGCGAGUCCAUCUACGGCGCCAAGUUUGCCGACGAGAACUUCCAGCUCAAGCACACCGGCCCGGGCAUCCUCUCGAUGGCCAACGCCGGCCCGGGCACCAACGGCUCCCAGUUCUUCCUCUGCACCGUCAAGACGGACUGGCUCGACGGCAAGCACGUCGUCUUUGGCUCCGUCACCAAGGGCAUGGAGGUGGUCAAGGCGAUCGAGGCGGUCGGCUCGCAGUCGGGCCAGACGGCCAAGAAGGUGGUGAUCGCCGACUGCGGCCAGAUCUCGUAG
Molecule: messenger RNA, 519 nt
Organism: Emiliania huxleyi CCMP1516
Lineage: Eukaryota; Haptophyta; Isochrysidales; Noelaerhabdaceae
Product: peptidyl-prolyl cis-trans isomerase putative cyclophilin protein
Exons: 3
Coding region: 1-519 (172 amino acids)
Biological process (GO): protein peptidyl-prolyl isomerization; protein folding
Cellular component (GO): intracellular membrane-bounded organelle
Molecular function (GO): peptidyl-prolyl cis-trans isomerase activity
Source: RefSeq, a predicted model, not a curated record